Messenger RNA from Aplosporella prunicola CBS 121167, 1293 nucleotides. RefSeq lists its product as uncharacterized. Gene Ontology annotation, molecular function: ATP binding; mRNA guanylyltransferase activity. NCBI's taxonomy places the organism in Eukaryota, Fungi, Ascomycota, Dothideomycetes, Botryosphaeriales, Aplosporellaceae. The record is from RefSeq and is a predicted model, not a curated record. The coding region runs from base 1 to 1293 and encodes 430 amino acids. Gene Ontology annotation, cellular component: mRNA capping enzyme complex. Gene Ontology annotation, biological process: 7-methylguanosine mRNA capping. The transcript has a single exon.
AUGCCCAUUCCGUCGAUACCAGGGGUCAAGGCGGAGCCCGAGCUGGCAGCGUCGUUCCGGGAGGAAGUGGCCAAGCUGCUGGGGCGCAAGCAGCACGGAUUCGCGGGGGCGCAGCCAGUGUCGUUUGCCUCGAAGCACAUCCACGAGCUGAUGCGGCGGGACUACUACCUGUGCGAGAAGACGGACGGCAUCCGCUGCCUGCUGUACUUCACGCAGGACGACCUGGGCAACGAGAUACACUACUUGAUCGACCGCAAGAACGACUACUACUACGUCCAAGGGCUGCACUUCCCGCACCACGCCGACCCCAGCUUCAACCGCUUCCACACAAACACCAUCAUCGACGGCGAGCUCGUCUACGACGCCGAGCCCAAUGGCCAGCACCGCCUGCGCUUCUUGGUCUUUGAUUGCUUGCUGCUCGACCACCAGCUGCAGACGCACAAACCCCUCGACAAGCGCCUGGCCUAUUUCCGCGAAAACGUCUACAAGCCCUGGGAGAAGCUGUUCAAGCACGUGCAGAAGGACGCCCUGCAGUCGCAGCUCUUCGAGGUCCAGUUCAAGGACAUGUCGUUCCCCUACGCGCUGAGUCACAUGUUCAAGGUCAAGCUGCCCUCGCUCAAGCACGGCAGCGACGGCCUCAUCUUCACCUGCCGCGAGACGCCCUACGUCUUCGGCACCGACGAGCACAUUCUCAAAUGGAAGCCCGCCCACGAAAACACCGUCGACUUCCGCCUCAAGCUGGGCGACUUUCCCGCUGCCGCAAACGGCACUAGCUCACAGCAACAAGACGAACAACAAGAGCCCGACUACGACGCCAAGCCCAGCUUCGACCUCUACGUCUUCCACGGCAAAGGCGACUACCGGCUCUUCGCACCCCUACACAUCACAGACGACGAGUGGGCCGCGAUGAAAGCCAUCGACCAACAACUCGACGGGCGCAUCAUCGAGUGCUACAAGGACUCUGAAUCGCGCUGGCGCUUCAAGCGCUCCGACGACGGCUCGCCCCAUUUCCGCGACGACAAGCACGAGGCCAACCACGUGUCGACGGUGCACAGCGUGCUCGAGAGCAUCGACGACGCCGUCUCCGAGGACGACCUCGUCCGCGUCGAAAUGCGCAUUCGCGAGUCCUACAAGCAGCGCCAGGCCGAGCGCGAGGCCGCUGAGAAGCAGAAGCGCCGGGAGUGGGAGGCUGCUGAGGAGGCGCGCAGGAGGAACGACGCGUCUAGGAAACGCGGCUCCGUGGAGUCGGAGCAGAAUGGCCAGCCGGCUGAUAAGCGCGUCAAGGCUGAGUGA